AUGGCUCCCAAGGGUGCCAAACCUACCAGCGAUGAGCUUCUGGCUCAAUUUGAUGACCUAGGUAUCGAAAAGGAAAACAGCAAGUCCUCAACCCAACCACCAGCAUCGGCAUCAGUACCGGCGCCAGCGGCACCACCAGCGGGCAAGGAUGAUGCGACGGCGGAGCAGGAAGACAUUCUCGCAGAGCUCGAGAAACAAGCCUCUCAGCGCCCGACGAGCGGUCCUGGAACUCCACGUCUGUCCUUGGACAAGGCACGUCCUGCCACUCGAUCUCCUCGUCCUAGUACGACGAUCGAACAGAGCCGAGAAGAGAAGUCUCGACUGUCUGCAGAUAUCCCUCGCUCAAGUGUGAGACAGGAACAGCCAAAACAGGAGACUGCACCUGGCCCUGCAGCCUCACAGCAACAAGAGCAGAAUCAGAGCGGCGGUGGAGGGGGAUGGUGGGGCGGGCUUUUUGCAGUGGCUGGUGCCGCUGUGAAGCAGGCUGAAGCUGCCGUCAAAGAGAUCCAGAAGAAUGAAGAAGCUCAGCGAUGGGCGCAACAAGUCAAGGGCAAUGUCGGAGCUUUGCGAGACUUUGGUGGCGAGCUUCGAAACAUGGCAAUUCCGACAUUCACCAACCUGAUCCACACUCUUGCCCCUCCUAUAUCUUCGCAUGAGCGACUACAAAUUCACAUCACCCAUGAUCUUUCCGGCUAUCCAGGCAUUGACCCACUGGUCUACGCAGUCUUCUCACGAGUGAUGUCCCAGGUUGAAGGCGGUGACCUCCUCGUGAUCCAGCGCGGACAAGAAUCUGCCCCGAAACGUGGCCUGGAUAUGGGUGGUUACAUCUCUAAUUCCGGCUGGGGCGACGGUCCCUGGUGGCGAAGUGUUUCGCCUGGCACUCCUCGCACAAUCAACGCUGUGCGUGGCGCCAUUGAGGGCUCUAAGCUGGCCCGUGCCAGUGCCGAGAGUUACGCACAAGAGCACUUUUCGGCGCGGGGUGGACUCGAGGAGGCUGCGAAGCAAGCCAGUGAGGAUCUCAGCGAGUCAAACCCGGUCCGCAGCAGCGACAUCUUCCUUGCAAUCCAGGCGAUCACUCAGGUCGUGUCGCCGGAGCUAUUCCAAGCAAGCACAGCCAGCGAAAAGGAGUCUACCUCUGGGGUUGUCGACCCAGUGCAAGCCGACGAAGAGAUCACCUUUGCGCUUUACCUGCAUGAUCCGGUGCAUGGGAUCGAUUUCCACACUAUCUCACAGCCAGUCCCAGCCAAGUGGAUUGAAUGGCUAGAUGCGUCGACUUCUGCAGCACAGGAUCCCAACUCCGAUGAUGCCAAUCUUUCUCAAGCGCACGUACCAGAGGCCAUUGCCGAGAUUGUUGAAAGUGGUGGAGUUGAUCCUCGUGAGUGGGUCUCGGACUGGGUGGAGGAGACUCUGUCGCUGGCCGCCGGGGUGAUUGCUCAACGAUAUGUUGCUCGCCGGAUGGGUGUCGGCGAGGGUGGUCUCGGCAAGGGCAAGAUGCGUGCGGAGCAAGCUUCGACGAUUGAUGUUGGUGCCGGCGAAGCCGCGCGUGCCCUGUAG
This is a messenger RNA of Penicillium diatomitis, 1554 nucleotides long. RefSeq names its product DUF5427 domain-containing protein MTC1. The record is from RefSeq and is a predicted model, not a curated record. Bases 1 to 1554 code for a protein of 517 amino acids. Lineage: Eukaryota; Fungi; Ascomycota; Eurotiomycetes; Eurotiales; Aspergillaceae. The transcript is spliced from 2 exons.